This is a messenger RNA of Parascedosporium putredinis, 1800 nucleotides long. NCBI's taxonomy places the organism in Eukaryota, Fungi, Ascomycota, Sordariomycetes, Microascales, Microascaceae. The record is from the annotation of a GenBank genome assembly.
AUGGGUGGAUCACGAGAGAAGCGCAGGAGGCACACAGUACAAGACUCUGGGUCUUCUGAAGAAGAAUCGGAAUCCGACGAAGUCACAGGAUUCAUCGACGAUGAGGCGUCCGAGGAGGACUCGGACGCGAUGUCCGACAACGACUCGCGUUUUUCAGGCGAGAGCGACACGCAGGAAUAUUUUCCGAAUUUUGGGAAGCUGCCGCCAGAGCUGAGGAUCCGCAUUUGGCAGUUCUUUUGCCCCGAUCUUCAAUCGCGGUCCUUCAUGUUCCAGUUCAUGGCCGUCACGUCGUUCGAGAAGACGGAGAUUUGGGAACACUGGACCCUGGAACGGCAAACGGCGGCCAUCCGGGCGCUGUUGGCCGUGCACGGCGAGACGCGCGCUUUAGCUUUACGCAGGUUUCCCGAUCCGAUCCUGAUACGGAACGGGACGGGACUUGUCCGCUUCAACAAGAACAUAGAUGUGGUGCAUCUCAAGAUCAACAAGAAGUGGAGGGUGAGGGACCUGCCGGAGGAUUUUUGCGAGCACGUCCGCCAAUUAGCCACGGGCCGUAUCCUUUUCGACCCAGAAGGCACGGGGCCGGGCCGCAUCUAUACCAACGAGGACAUCUCCCCCAAUACGUUCCUGCGGGUGUUUACCUUUUUCCCGAACCUGCGCACCUGGUUCCGGUGCGUGGACGGCAAGCGACACAGGGAAGGGACGCUGGAGUGGCUCAAUGCCGAGGAGCAUCGCGGGGACAGGCUCGCGACGCGCGUGGCCAACCUGCCGUGGAACGCCAACGAGGCGGCGUACGACGUUGGGCCGUGGGCGGCGAACAACGAGGCCGAGGUGCUCACGCAGGCCGAGGUGGACAAGAUCGCGGCGGUGGAAACGUGGCCGAUGGUGUUUUUGAUUAUCACAUUUUGGGGCGGGGGUGCCGGGGUGGGCGCGCACGAUGUGUAUGAGAGUUCGGGGAUCGAUGAUGCGUCGGAGUUGGAUGAGUCGGAGGCGGAUUCGGUGGAGCGGAUGAUGGAUGAGUUGGAUGAGGAGGAGGCGCAGUCGAGUGUGCGGCGUCCGCCGCCGAGGCGGAGGUUGGGUCGCGGGCCUUUGAUGGGGGUCGAUAGUGAGGAGGAUGAAGAGGAGGAGGAGGAGGAGGGUGGCGGGGCGAGAUUCUCGAGUCUUGAGGCUUCGGAUGGGGAGGGUCGUGGGGUCGCUCCUGCGCCGCGGGGUCAGAGGAGGAGGGUUGUGGAUUCGGAUGAUGAAGAAGACGACGAAGGGCAACGAGAAGAGGAGCCGGUGCGUGCGCGGCGGUCGCGGUCACCGCGGAAACAUGUCGUCCUUUCUGACUCGGAGUAUGAGGACGACAGCAGGAGGGAAGUCCCAAAGGAAGCGAUUGUGAUUUCGGACUCGGAGGAUGAGGAGACGAGCAAGGCGGCCCCGGUUGCGGCUAAGCGGCGGGGUCGUACCUUGGUCCAAGAUUCCGACGAGGACGAGGACGAAGACGAAGACGAGGAUGAUGCCAAGCCGUCUGGCAGAAGAGCCAGGAAGGCCGCUGCGCGCCGCGCGCUGGAGUCAUCUGAUCGCGGGAGCGAAGACGAGGAGGAAGAGUCUGAGGAGGAAGAGAGCAGCGAGGAGGAAGAUUCGGAGGAGGAUGAGGGCCCCGAAAACCAGUAUCGCUUGCUCAGAGACGAGGAUGAAGAUGAUGCCAACUCCUCGGAAAACUCGUAUGGGCGUGGCGAGGAGGACGAUGACGACGAAGAUGAGCGGAACCCGUUUUUGGAUGGCCUCGCCGAGGAAUCCGAAGAUGAAGAGGAUGACUGA